AGAGAGGGAUCAAGGCAGGAUGAAGAGGUUACUUGUGCUUGUGCUGUGUCUCACCUUACUGAGUUUCUUCUCAGGGGCCUCCCCGAUUCUGACGGAAAAGCAGGCCAAACAGGUCCUGAGAUCCCGGCGCCAGGACAGGCCGAGCAAACCCGGGUUCCCUGAUGAGCCCAUGAGGGAGUACAUGCACUAUCUGCUCCGCCUGGAACACCGUGCUGAGGAGCAGUUCCUGGAGCACUGGCUGAAUCCCCACUGCAAGCCACACUGCGACAGGAACCUGGUCCAUCCUGUGUAAGCAGGUCGGGACCAGCCCUCGUAAGCAUUUUGAUAAACAGCGGCCCGGAUACUAUUGAAACAAGAUGAGGCUCCUUUCGUUUCUUUUUUCAGCUGUGGAAUGGACGUCUUCAGGCUUUGUGAAUUGUGGGCACAGCAAAGGUUGCCUUGGGGCUUGAUGGCAGAUAUUUAUGCUGCUUCAUCUGACUAACCUGCACAACUCAUUAAAACCAGUCGCUUAAACUCUAGGCCCCCGUCCCUGCCCAGCAAUGGCCUUCCUACCACGGUGGACGGGUGAGCAGAGAGAUCUUUCCUGGGGCCGGUGGAGCUGGGCCUCCAGAACAGGAGAAGGGUUCGCGGGGAAGCCUUGUUCAGCUAAGUGAAGCACACUCCUUGGGGUGGCUGGGGUUUUGGUCAUUGCUUUCUUUUUUUUCCUCUCUCUCCUUUUCUGCUCUAAUAAACACUGGUGUUAAGCCUGCCUUCCAUGGUGUCUCCUUUCCUCUCCUACAAGAAGAGAAGCAGAGGUUUUUCUUCCUUGUUUAUCUUUGUGACUCCAGGAUCAGAAAAUUUACUGUUCUUUGAAUAGGUGAAUGGAUAAAAAUACAAACACCCGGCAGUUUUUCAGAAGAGCCAUCUCUUUUGGUAAAGAGAUUCUUUACCUAAGGCCAGCUCUGGAAAUAGAGCCGUAACUUAGUACCAGCUCUACACCCUGGUCUUCUAGCCAAGGGGACACUUCUUAUGGAAAGUGGGUUGCAGCUUCUGUAUCCUAGUGCUCCUCACCUAUCUACAAACCCCAGAAUCAGAGAUUGGACUAUCAAAGACCAACAAAAGCAGAAAUUGGGAGGGCAAGGGAAAGUGGACCAGGUGAUCCUAGGGAGAAUGUAAUGACAUCCUCAAAAAGGAUAAGGAGAGAUGCUCGUCCGCCCUGGGCUACAGAGGAGGGUCUGUGCCAGGGGAGCCGGGAGGGCUCGUCCACGAGAAAGUUACUGAGCUUCUCAACAAUGAUGAUACUAACAUUUAUUUUAUCUCUAUUAUGGGCUGAAUCCUGCACUAAGAUUAUUACAUACAGCGCCUCAUUUGAUCAUCACACUGUGGACAAAAAAUGGUUGCCUGCCGUUUCAGUAAACCGUGAAUGUUGCCGGCCAUCAAGCCAUCAGCCACUGAACUGCCCUUGGACC
This is a messenger RNA of Mesoplodon densirostris (Blainville's beaked whale), 1448 nucleotides long. It is a transcript of the gene C18H17orf67, whose product is annotated as chromosome 18 C17orf67 homolog. Lineage: Eukaryota; Metazoa; Chordata; Mammalia; Artiodactyla; Ziphiidae. The record is from RefSeq and is a predicted model, not a curated record. The coding region runs from base 20 to 292 and encodes 90 amino acids. The transcript is spliced from 4 exons.